This is a messenger RNA of Schistosoma spindalis, 1071 nucleotides long. Lineage: Eukaryota; Metazoa; Platyhelminthes; Trematoda; Strigeidida; Schistosomatidae. The record is from the annotation of a GenBank genome assembly.
GUAUCAUAUAAAAGUUAUGAGGGGAGACAAAUAUUACACCGCACAUGAAAAAGAAGAGACCAAUCAAAAUGAAGUAAGUCAUAAAUAAGAGAAACAGUAAAUUAAUGCUCAAUCAUUUUCUCUCUCCCCAAGUUUCUUAAAUAAUGGGAGAAAUAAAAUAUUAAAAAAAGGAUAUGUGAAAUCCUCAGGAUUCAUUAAGCCGUAUGUAUAAAUAACGAGACCUAAAAUUGAGCAUUAACUUCAUUUAUUAAAAACAACGACAAUCAAUAUAAACUGUAACAAAAUUCAGACACGAUGAACAACGGAAUCAGCGAAAACAGUGAUUACCAAUUCUCUAAAUUCAUCAAGUGCACACAUCAAAAUUCGUCUAUAUUUUACACAGUUGAACAUAUUCAUAAACAGACCUUAAACAGUCAGCGAAAAAAAAUACAGGCAACAAUAAAAAAUACAGUUCAGAAGGCAGCACAUAGACUAACCUCCUCUACGACAUCAAUGUCAUCAUUAUGCACUUCACCACCUAAUCCACAUAAACGUGUAGCGGCCAACUUGAGGGAACGUAAACGUAUGCGUUUGAUUAAUCAUGCAUUCAAUGGAUUACAAUCUCAUUUACCCAAGGAAUUAUUACGUCCAAAUACAUUAUUGAGUAGUAUGAAUCCAAAAAUAUGCACUUCAAUUAUACAUAGACACCGAAAUUUUAAUGUAGAGUUAAGCAACAAACAAGUCGAUAGCCAAUUGAUAUUGCAGUCUGUAAAUCCAACCAGCUCAUAUUUUCACAAGGAGACCAUUUCAAAAGUUGAUGUGUUAAGAGCCGCAAUAAACUACAUUCACAUACUUGAGGAGAUUUUGGACGAACUGAAAGAUGAACAUUGUCCUGAAACAUGGGAUAGUGCUGCUGAUCAGAUGAACACACGGAAACUGGACUGUAAGCAGACACAACAUAGUAAAUAUCACGUUUGUUGUUUAUGUUCGAUCACGCAUUCGAAUGAAGACCGUGUGAACAAGUACCACAAGCAGUUAAUGAGUGGUACAGUAAUCAAAACAGGUGAGAUAGAGUAUUUGAUGAUAUUUUGA